Messenger RNA from Aureobasidium namibiae CBS 147.97, 1545 nucleotides. RefSeq lists its product as uncharacterized. NCBI's taxonomy places the organism in Eukaryota, Fungi, Ascomycota, Dothideomycetes, Dothideales, Saccotheciaceae. Bases 1 to 1545 code for a protein of 514 amino acids. The record is from RefSeq and is a predicted model, not a curated record. The transcript has a single exon.
AUGGCUUGCGACGACGAUAGCCUGCAACUUGAAGCCGACACCGGCGAUGUGUUGCUAGGGCCUGGCGCACGUCUCGAGUGGAUCGUAGGAGGUCACCAGGUUGGCGCUCAGUGGAAGGACAAAGAGCUUGAAAUCAUGCAUCAUCUUGGAGGACCAUCACCUAUACACGGCAAUGACGGUUCUCUACGUCUCUGGUUCGCGCUUGAUCAAGACGAGAAUGAGUUGCUUGUCGUUCUGACAAUGUCAGUCAAGUCGCGUUCUAAAUCAAAGGCACGCCCACGCAGCUUCUUCCUCGUCGUACCUGCCGAAGACUUGUGCAUGACAAGUGCAAUGCAUGAUUUUCACCCCAUGUCUCCUGAACUUGUGCCCGAAGCUCUGUUCGAGCGCCCCGCCGACACUGUCUCGGCCAAUGCGACUCGCAUCCUCCAUGUAUCCUUCGCUCUUGGCCACAAGCGCACAUGCGGAGUUGUCAUGAACAGCCGACCUUAUUCAGGCAAGAUGCGUGGUACUCCUCUUGCACUGCUGGACGGUCUAAAAUCCUUGUCAGAAGCAAGGGAGUUUGAUCUGUAUCUAAAGUUUAGCUCUUACGCUCAAGUUGGGCUCCAACGCCUGUCUCGAGUUAUGGAUAGGAACGUAGCUUUCUUCACGCCAAAGUUCGACUUGCGCGGAAUGUAUGGGAGUGGAUGGGAUGGCGCUUUUGACGUGUGGGAGGCUCAAGGGUGGCAUCAUGCUCAGAGUGUUCUGUCGAGGAAGAGAAAAGCAUGCUCCCCUCUACUAUCAGAAGAACAGACCGAAGCGCUACCAGUAUACAACCAUCCACCAGCAUAUACAAACUCCUCGUCACUGCCAAGAAUACCGCACACACGUCCUGCAAAGCAACCCGGACCAGAAUUAUGCCAUGCUACCUCUCCCAGCAGUAUCGUCUGCGAGAACAUUGCACCUGGUAUCUCAGCUACUCCGUACUCACCCUAUCCCGUCGUUUUUUCUGGCCCUGCAUCCCAGAAAUCCCCGAAUCCUAUCACAUACUCGCCAUUGCCAACUCUAUAUCCUGCAGGAAAUGCUUCAACGCUGACUCAGAUCUACGACAGCGAGAUGGGCAUUUGGCUGCUCACAGCCUGGAACCUCGUCCCGAACAUCCACUUCUUACUCAUCCGUGAGUUACUCACCGUAUCCGCCGCCGCCAACAACAAAGACGAACUUGGCUAUCGCGCGGCUCGCGUGGUGUGUGCAAAAAAGUUGGCUGGUGUUGUGGCAGAUCGAAUGCAGCAGACCGAGUUCACAAGCAAUGUGGAUGACAAAACACAGCGUGAGGAAUCGCGUAACAAGAUCUUGGUUUCUGAGCCUGAUAGCUGCAUCUCUUGGUUGUUCAUGCUACGACCUGGGGGAGAUGUGGGAUUCAUGGAAUUGCUUGGGAAACUGGAGGUUAGGAAAAGAAUCGCGCUUUGCGCUUCUGGUCAUGAUUUUGAUGACGCGUUCAGGAACGCGAUGGUCAUCAGGGCCGCGAUUGUCUUGCAAGCCUUGAGUAUAGAAGGCACACAGGGCUGA